Messenger RNA from Dinoponera quadriceps, 934 nucleotides. Its product is annotated as myeloma-overexpressed gene 2 protein homolog. The transcript is spliced from 3 exons. Lineage: Eukaryota; Metazoa; Arthropoda; Insecta; Hymenoptera; Formicidae. The coding region runs from base 344 to 520 and encodes 58 amino acids. The record is from RefSeq and is a predicted model, not a curated record. Gene Ontology annotation, biological process: negative regulation of protein neddylation.
AAAAAGUAGCAGAGCGCCACCUUUUCGUCCUUGUUUGUUGAAAGUCAAUCUCGGAGCGAUUUAAAGCCGCUGGAAACAUUGACUGAGAGAUGUGUGUAUGAAUAAGCGAAAUUGGUGAUCAGUACGAAUUGGUAAAAUUUACACGAAUUACCUAUCUUCUAACCUAUCGGUUAAUCUUUAGCGCCGAUGCAACAUUGUAUUAGCAACCAUAUUGUUUUUCAAUAUUUGGAAAGCCGAGCCUCGAUUGAAACGACCGCGCAUGUUACACGCAUCUUGUUGGCCUCCUCUCUCUCUCUCUCGUCACGCGAUAUAUUAAGUAAUUAUAUUAAAUAAUUAUAUCCCGAUGAAGCCGACACUUGUAGCCGAUGAAAUGUUUCCCGAGGGAGCCGGGCCCUACGUUGAAUUGGAAGAGGUCGGAGGUAGUAGGUUAUUAGUAGAUCUCACAGCAAGCGAGAAAGCAGUUCAUUCGGAGUUCUUCAACGAGUUUGAUGAUCUUUAUGACGAUGAUGAUUUGGACUGAAGCAUUCCUAGGGACUCGAACUAAGCGGCGCUUUGUUUUUGCAUAGAGUGCGGUUAACUUAGCAUCGAAGCAGAAAACCUGUCCUCAUAAAUCCACCGUACAGAACAUGGUUACGAUAUACAAAGAAGAAUCAAGACAGACGUCGUACAUUAUUGGUUGUAUUCAGCAGAAAGCACCAGUCGACAUACCUGAUAUAAUUUGGAAAUUUUGCUGAAUCUUCUCUCCAUUAUAUUAUAUGGCUUCACGUUGCGUCACGUUUGUUCAACACUGAAGGAAAAUUUCGAAGCGAAAAAUGGCAAAGCGUUCGUCCUUUUUUUCUUCUGCUGAAUGCAAUCAUUAAAUAUAAGUGUGUGUGUAAUAGAUAUGAAAAAAAUGUUUCUUUAGUUUGCUGUAUAAAACUACUGCAAACUCUCA